This is a messenger RNA of Paramuricea clavata, 4874 nucleotides long. Lineage: Eukaryota; Metazoa; Cnidaria; Anthozoa; Malacalcyonacea; Plexauridae. The record is from the annotation of a GenBank genome assembly.
AGGGUGAUCGUAUAUUGUUAUUUAAUCAAUUCGUAAUGACGAUGGACAUACUUGAAGUUUAUUUACAAACAAGAGGACACAAAUAUUUAAGACUUGAUGGCAGUGUAUCGGUGUGUGAAAGGUAUAUGAACCAUGCCUUCUUCAGCUUAGUAUUUUGCUGAUAAAUAACGUUGAUAGAUCGUUUUAAAGCGCUUGAAAGCAAAUCGUAAGAUUUUCAUAGUUCCAAAAUAUCCCCUCCAGCCUACCUAAGUUGGGGGAACAGGGACACUCACCCACAUGUCUACAACAUUCACAAAGUGUACAAUGUGAAAAGGGACAUUGCACUCCCCUACUGCUUUAGAAACCAGUAAAUGUGAAAGAAGUUACGAUUUGUUGGUGUGUAAUUAUUGUUACCGUCUUUCACAUUUUCAUUCACAAAUUUUACUCGUUUCAUUAAUAUAUUGCAUCACUCCUAGGCAAGGUCUUAUCGACAGAUUUAACACUGAAGAAGACAUAUUUAUGUUCAUUAUAUCUACGAGAGCAGGUAGGAAACCUCUAUGAAGCAAGCGAAUACAUCUUGAUUUGAUGCUUGUGAUGUUACUCUGAGUGUAUAUCCACACCGGCCAAGCUUGAUAUUUUUCAAGCUUGCCUGGUGUGGAUAUACACUCAGAGUAACAUCACAAGCAUCGAAUUACACCAACACAGAAAAAGGAAAAAAACCCGUCUUGAUUUGUAGCCUUGUUGUUAAACACCCUACGUUUGUUGCACGAUAUUGAAAGCCAGUUCUAACACUAACCUCGAGCUUCUCACCGCGUUGCAGGAGGUAUGGGUAUUAAUUUAACAGCAGCGAAUGUCGUCAUUCUCUACGAUUCAGACUACAAUCCUCACAAUGAUAAACAAGCCGAGUGCCGCUGCCACCGCUUGGGACAAACCAGGUAAAGCUACGUUUACAUACAACGAUUAAUCGGGCCGAUUUCAGGUUUUGCCGAGUGUUAAUGACGAAUGUUGUCAGUUGACGAUAUCGCUAGAUGACGUUGACAGAGUAUUUUUCAAAUAUCAUUUAAUUAAAGCCGAAUCGGCCCGCUGCUCGACAAGUGGACUCUGUACACGGCAAAAAACGCCGAGCCUGCUGCUCAACAGGAUUGAACAAUGUUUUGCUGCCCACGUUGUUCACACUUGUCAACAAUAUUGAACAAUAUUGUUGAGCCUGAAUCGGGUGUAACAAUAUUGUUCAAUGUUGUUGAGAACUAUGAACAAUGUGGGCAGCAAAGCAUUGUUCAAACCUGUUUUAAUCAGUAUUGCAACAACCUGAUCGUUUUUUUUUGCCGUGUAGCUCAGGGGCAGGUUGUACGAAGGCUGGAUAGCGCUAUCCAGCGCAUAGUGAUUUUUUCAAGCUUUGUUAAUCAGUCGUUGAUUGGUAUAACUCGUAUUAAAGUUUAGUAUUUAUAAGUCAAAUGUUUUUUAUACUUCUUGUGUCGUCUAUAUCCGUAGUUUCACAGUUUUUCAAGCAUUUUACAAAGAUAACAUUAGAUAACAUUGAUAUCGAAGGAACUAGAUUCUGUUUCGAAAUAUCACAUACUCUAACCGACCAGACCGCGUAGCUCAGUUGGCAGAGCAUUGGGCUAGUAUUCCAAAGGUCGUAGGUUCGAUUCCCACCGUGGUCAGGCAUAUUUUUCAAGCUCGCCCAGUGUGGAUAUACACUCAGAGUAACAUCACAAGCAUCAUAUUCACCUGAGUACAUUACACCAACACAGAAAAAUCAUCAUUUUACAAAGGUUGAAAAAAUCACGUAGGCUCGAUUCCUUGCCAGAGGGCCUGUAGUUUUUUCCAUAGCUGCUCUUGAUUAGGGACCGGUCAUUAUUUAUGGGGGGGGGGGGGGGCAUCGAAGAGAAAUGUUUUUUGUGGCAAAAAUUUUGCUGACCCAACCGUUAAAAAGCCAAAAAUUUGAUUACCCAACCUCAAAUAUCGAUUAAAAAAUAAAUACCCACCCCUGGCCAAAAACUUUACAAACGGAUACCAUUCAGUGACAACACGUGUCCUUUACCACUUCUGUGACAUGAGCUUGAUAACUGCUUGUGCAAUUUUCUGCAGUCUAAAGUUUCAUGUUGUCUGCACAUGUACUUUCUUUGGAGACACCAUCUGUCUCUCAACAUAUCGGAAUAUUAUCAAGAUAUUGACUCUGAUUGAUUCACAUAUUAUAUUGACAUCUGACUGUUGACAGUGCUUUUUGGUCUCCAGUAUUUCAGUGAGUCAUGCUUUGGAAAUAAAUUUUUAUUACCCAACCCUUGAGUUGUUUUUCUUUUUCAUUUACCCAACCUUUUACUCACUCAAAAUUUUGUUUACCCAACCCUUUUCUCUUCGGUGCCACCCCCCACCCCCCCGCCAUAAAUAAUGACCGCUCCCUUAGGUCUAAAAAUUGUAUAUAAUCUGCCGCUCAAAAUUUCCUGUUACCUUUCCACUGGAUUACUGUAGAUUCAGCAUUUAGCUGCGAAAUCUGUAGAUGUUGCAACUACUUGAAAAAUUGUUGGACGGGGAAAAACACACUAGUGGCCACUGUUUUUUUUAUCUGCAUUUUGGUUUAUUUCUUUAGAGAGGUGAAUGUAUAUAGACUAAUUUGCAAGGAUACUUGUGAAGAGGACAUCUUGAAAUGUGCUAAUGAUAAAAUUCGACUUCACGAAGAUAUUUCAGGUACAGCCAUUUAGUAUAAUACCACUAUGCUAACUUUAUUUAAACUGGACCAUAGCCGUUUAUCAUGCUUCUCAACUGUUCACCUAAAUGGACGUUUAGGUCCAAGGGCGUCAAUCCUGGGGGGGAGGAAGUGCCCCCCUCACUUUUUGGAGAUUCGUAAUAUAAUAUAUAAAUCGUCGCUUCGUCAUGCACCGUCUCCCCCCUGUCACGUUUUGGAAUGUAUUUUCGCCCCUGGAACCAUGCAUCCUUAUUGGUCUGUGUUACUACAGGAGGAAACCUAAACUAAAGUAACUUUAUAUUUAUAUUAUAUUUAUACUGGAUAUAUCUAUCAGUUCUAUACUGCCCUUCCUAGAGGUCAUGUAUGAGGCAUCCCUCAUUAAAGGCACUAGGAAAAUCAAUUGAGUAUAAUUCAAGAUCAGUAAAAACAUUGAGAUCACUGAUCUUGAAUUAUGCUUAAUUGAUUUUCCUAGUCAGUUUUUUUUUUCAAUUUAAAGGCUUGUAAUGCGCCUUAAAAACCAUCAUUCAAAAGGCUGAACUGUGCCUUUCGUCCAGUGUUACUGUAGGAGAGAAACCCUGCGGUGUUUGGUAGAGUCAAACUGGAAGCACUGUUUUCACAUAAGUUUUUCUUUUGAAGGAAAUCAAAUUUCUAAUAAGGAGGAUGAUAUUAUUCAGAGCUUAGUAAAUGUUGUGUUUGGAUCUUCGUCAACAAAAUUGGAGGAAAAACAGUAAGACAAUAUCGCUAAUAUUCAGUUGGUAUGUAUUGACGACAUAAUAUAUUUCAUCUUAGAGAUAAUAGUUUAUACAUUUGUUAGAUCUCCGUUUACAACGGAGAAUAUUCAUAUUUUGUUCUAGAAACAAUACCGUAUUAGCUAGGACCAAGUUUCGACAGAGCAAUCAAAGUUUUAUAUUUAUAUGUGCAUUCAAUUGAACCAAUUGCGCAAGUUUGUGUUAUGAAUUUAAUAGUUCUUGUAAGAUAGGAAAAUAAUUGAUCUAUUAAUGUAUCUGGUAGCUUUUGUAAUCCACUGCACAUUGUGAACAAUUGGUUGAUAUGAAUUUAAGCUGAGCUUUAAAAAAAAUUAGUACAAUAAUUGAUUGCAAGAGAUUAACUCUGUUAUCGUAUAUCCUUGGUUUUGAUAAUUUCAUUUAAACUUUUUACAACGUGUUAUCGUCACUUUUACAACGUGUUACCGCCUUUGAGCGCAUGGAAAAUCUCGCAGGACAAUUGGCCUCAUAAUGACGCUAAAUUUCCCAAACGGUAAUUUAAUCUUUAUGUUAGGAGACCAUUGAAAAUCUUUCAAAUUUCAGUCUUAAGUCUGACACGUUGUCUUGAUUCACGUCGUCUUCAUGUGACGUAUGAUCGUUCCUUAACUUUACUUCCGGUACAGUCCCAUUUACUUCCGGUUUCCCAUUCGAAUUUGUAUCACUAUGGUUACCAGUGGCGUGUACUUGCGAUGCAUCUUGGGCAUCCUUCGCUACGUCCUCGGUAUCAUCCGGAAUAUGUUCGGCAUCCUUCGUGUCCUUAGGGCCCUGUUGAGUAUUCUUUUUAUGGAAAAUUCCCAAAAGCCAAUUCAGCCCUUUCUCCUCCGACCUGCGCGAACGUCGAUUCGGCCAGCGUCCUCGUGAAUCUUCGCCUAGCGGUCGUAGGCCGGAAUCUACCGACAUGGAAUAAGUUUCGGUUAAGUUUGUUUUUCUUUCGGUUUCCAUUUUUGGAGUUUUCCCGUUUAGUUUGCCUUUGCGGCUUCGACGAAAUUUGAAUAAAUGCAUUUUAAAUCUUUUUCGUUCUUUCUGUUUCUUUUCUGGGGAUGAUUGUGGAGUAAAGUCAUUUGUAUUCUCUUCAAUUUCUGCUUCUUGAACUUCGUCUGAUUUUACUCGCUCGACAUUUUCUGAUUUCGUUUUCCUCAGGACAACGUCAUGUCCAGGAUUUGGUAGUUUCCAUCCGUUCCGCUCUGCUGGCUUGGGGGCAGGGAUGGGAGGCGUUGGUUUCACCUUCUGCUCAUCUUCCGUAGCCUCAUUCUGCCCGCUAUCUUCAUCUUCCUCCUCAAUUUCUUCAGGCACAUCGAAAUCAAAGUUCAUACUAGCCCGAGACCUUACGAAGUCUCUGGAUGGAGGACGACGUUUAGGUCUGAGUUGCACUCGUUGUUUGUUAAUGUGUUCCAGGGUUAGUUCUGGAACUAAAAUGAAAGUCGACAAGACUGACAUGAAUUUUG